Cladocopium goreaui is the source of this 5199-nucleotide messenger RNA. The record is from the annotation of a GenBank genome assembly. Lineage: Eukaryota; Dinophyceae; Suessiales; Symbiodiniaceae.
AUGGCGGGACCGAUUCCACGUGAGGAAGCACUGAGAAAGGGUGGAGCUGACCUUAGAUUCACCUUGUCAAGGAAUGAUGUGGAUGAUGAUCUGCAGGCUGCAUUCUUUACCAAUGGCAUCACGACAAUUCAGAAGUUUUCUUCUUUCUUCCGUUCUGAAGAUGAUCUGAUAGAAGUCAUGAGGGAUUCGUUUGCAACAGAUGCAGCAAAUGGGUUGGAAGCACGGGCACAGCUGGCUUCAGUGAUAUGCGCCUGGCGGGAGACUCAGACAAAACAAAAGCGUCAGGCAGAAGUUGAAGCAGAGAUGGACACACGUGAAUGGACGAAGCCGAUUCCCACUGGUGACUACAUCAAUUUACGAAAUGCCUUCAUGAGGGUCCAUGGGAAGAUUGAAGAUAAAGUAACACCGUCAAAAGAAUACAUGGAGAAAAAGUUGCAAGAGCUUGAGAACGGUGAAUUCCGUGCGGAGUUGCUCUCAGAGGUGGUCUCUAAGGAUGAGGUGGAUCCGGACAUCAUGGUGCCGAUCUUUGAUUCAAAGGGGGCAUUGUCAGUUAAAAAGGGUUCGACAACGGUGGCACUUCCAACAGGUCCUGAACAGCUUAGGCGUCGACUGUCAGUGAUGUUGCAUUGCAUUUUGAUGCUAGCUUUGAAGCAUACAAACCGUGAAGAGAUUCAGGACAUGAGUCGUGACACUAUGGAACGAUACAAGGACUACAUCCUUGGUGACUACGUCUGGGGCUUAUCAUCAACUGACUUGCAGGGAAAUCAAAUCCAGACGCCACCUUGGAGUCUGGUCCUCAGUUACGAGCAUGCAGUGAGGAAACGUGCUUACAGCUUGAUGGUCAGUGAUCAUUUGAAACUAGGGGCUGCACUGGAACAGGCUUUUGAGAAGCAGAUGUUUCAUGCAGAUGCGAUGGCACUUUACGAGAACCCGGAAGAUUUGGGUGCCAUCAGAGCUGGAGAAAACAGGGGCAUACGACCCGGAAGCAUGUGGCAGUUUGAGAAAUUUUCUGAGCUUUUACGUUUGGACAAUGUUGACACUGCAGCGUUUUACCAAGCUGACUUUGGUACAGACUAUUUGAUUUGGAGCAUGGGAACGUUUUGGAAGCAGUUGAGGCAGGGUACAAUUGCCUUAAUUGAGGCGCACCUGGGCGAUCCGAGAGAGCUGGAUAGAGCAUGUUUUGAGAUGGCAGUGAAAGGUGAAGAGGGCUGCAACAUAGUCCGGGAUGAGAAGCGGAAGCAUGAGAUUAGGAAAUACUGGAUCUCCCUGCUUAGACAACACGGGUCGGCACAAGCGGACCUGGAACAUGUUGCAGAGGGUCAACCUUUUUACCUCAGGUUGAUGAAGGAGCUUUUGGCCUUUGGGGAGGACGCCGACUGUAACUUCCUGCUGCAGGGGGAGACGGGGUUCCCAGUGGGAGUGUUGAAUCCACUCCCACGCACCCCGCAUGCUUACGAAGAGCAAACUUCUUGGCGGUUGGAGGAUGAGCCCUUCAUGCAGGAGGAAGUAUGGCGUUCAAAUUACCAAUCGGUUGAAGAGCAUGUCCAGUUCAUCAGGGAGCACUUUGAGGAGGAGUGCAAUGAAGGGCUCAUGGAAAAGCUCACCAUUGAGCAGGCUAAAGAGCGAUACGGUGACAGAAUUGCGAUUUCUUCUCUGGCAGUGCUGGUGGAAGAGAACAAUCAGGGAAAGAAGAGGGUGAUACAUGAUGCCACCCACGGGACGAAGGUGAACAACAGGAUCAGAUGCAGAGAUAAGACUAGGAGUCCUAGUGCGAGAGAAAAACAAUACCUUCUGGCCUACUUUCAAAGGAACAGAAGCUCCGUGUUCAGCCUGGUGGGUGACAUCAGCAAAGCGCACAGGCGCUUCUUGCAUGCGCCGGAGGAGCGGGGCUUAUUGGCAUGUCGCAUCCUCGAAUCCGACCCAUUCAUUUACAUCAACAGAGUGGGAACCUUUGGCCUGGCAUGCGCGUCAUAUUGGUGGGGGCGUAUUGCAGGAGCUGGGAUUAGGCUCACUCACGAGCUUCUGGGACCCGCCAUGCCGGUGGAGCUACUCCUUUUUGCAGAUGACUUGGAGGCCCUGGGGGCCAGCGCUGGUGGGAGACGAGGGAUCACUUUGGCCUUCCUUUACAUGUCAGUACUUGGUUUUCCUUUUAAGUGGGCAAAGCAGCGAGGUGGUUUGCGUGUGGAGUGGAUAGGCCUUUUUACGGACUACACUGUAUACAAGCUGGGCUUAUCGCCAAAGCGGGCGCGAUGGAUGCGCGACUGGGCCCUGGAGCUUGCCCAGACUGGUGUUACAACCUCAAGAAGUUUUGAACAGGGAUUGGGACGCCUGGGGUUUGCAUCUCUGGCGUUAACAUGGGAAAGGCCUUUUUUGGGGCCCAUGUACAACUGGAGUGCGGCAGUGCGCAACAAAACGGGUGCUUUGCGUGUGCCGGCCAUGCUUCGAACCAUUCUCAAGUUCUUGGCAAGGCGUUUUGAGUCGGGCGGCGAUUUGCAAAGCCCUCCUCCACUUGAGAGACCUAAAAACAGCGGCCUCACCUUCUACACUGACGCAAAGGCUACAGAAUCUGGCGCUUGGAUUGGUGGUUUCAAGCAAGACUCGGAAGGGAAGGUGGUUUCUUGGUUUUCAGAAGAGAUCUCGCCGGAAUGGGCACCUUGGCUACACCUGAAAAGGGAUCCUAAAAGGAUCAUUGCAGCUCUUGAGCUCCUCGCGAGCUUGGUGGCAGUCAAAUUGUGGAUGCCUACGACAGAGGGAGCAACCGAUGCAGUUUGCUGGAUAAAAGGGAAGACGGACAACCAGUCCAACACAUAUGCAAUUUCAAGAUGGAUGAGCACAAAAUUUCCUUUGACGGUUUUUAUCAUGGAGCUGUCAGAGUCUUUGAGAUGUGGCCGCUGCUGUUUGACACUGGACUGGAUACCUCGCGAGGCAAACCAGAUGGCAGACGACCUCACGAAUGAAAAAUUUGACAGCUUCAACCAAGAGGUCAAUUUUGAGAUGUCCUUGAGAUUGGAAUCAUCCGAGUUCAUUUGCAAUUUCUUGGCUGAGCUGCGUGAACACCACGGCAUUGCACGAUGCAGCUUUCACCUUGCAACCAGUGACUAUAGAAAUUUGUUGUGGGUCAGCGGGACUCUCUUCCGCCUUAAGGCUGAAUAUCCUCCGCUGCUAUGCAACCGUAUGGCUGAAUGUGUGCGACAGUCAGCAGCAAGCAUGGGUGUUAUCCCAAGCCUUCAACCACGCUUGAAGGAGCUGCUCAACCUGAAUUUGGGGCAUCAGACCUUGCGGCAUGAGCCGUUGAUUCCAGAGUAUGCAACGGUUUUUCAAACAGAUGCUCCCGUUCAACAUGAAUCGCAUAAACUCCUGUCAGCUCCUUUUUCACAGGGGCACCAUAGCACUGAGCAGCCAGAAGGAACACAGGAACACAAGUCAAAGAGACCGAGAAAGGAGUUUAAAUAUGGGGUGUGGCAUACACCCGAACAGUUCCUGACUAGAGCUGAAGCUGUUGUUCACCCCAUGGACAAUGAAUCCUUUUUGCAUGAAGCUACAAAGAAUGCUAUCAAGAAAGUGGUCAGAACUGACCCUCUGGUUUUGGCAAAGGAGCGCUUGGCCACCGUUUUCAACCUGCGUAAAUUGACAAACGAACUGAAGUGCCAAGAGUUGGCACUCAAGGACACAAUGCACCCAGAUGUCAAAAGAUGCACAGCGUCCAAGAACAUCCUCCUUUUCGAGCACGUCCUCAAACAGCUUGGCUUUUGGGAUAUGGAGGUUGUUUCCCUGUUGAAGCAGGGAAUUCCCCUGGUGGGGUUGCAAGCGGCCCCUAAUGGAUACAGAGAGCAGCUGGUGCCAGCAUCCAUCACAGAGGACGAGUUGCUACAGUCAGCGGCUUGGAGACGUAAGUCUCUGAUGUGUCAAUCCAAGCGCUUCAAACCUGAAGAGGAAGCCGCUCUCCUCGAGACCACGGCUGAAGAAGUGGCGAAGGGUUUUUUGGAGGGGCCGUAUUCAGAACAGGAUGUGGACUAUGCGGCUAACAUGGUCUUGUUUUUGAUGUCAGAAUCGGCGGCAGCCGGCAUUUCAGGUGAUGAGUGGAUGGGCAAGACCUUCGACCUUAGCAAGGCUUACAAACAACUUGCCAUUCUUCCUGCCCACCAGAAACAUGCGGUGGUAGGAUUUCCUGUGAGUGGCACCUGGAGCUGCAGGGUGCUUUCUCUUGCGUUCAGCGCAGUGCUGGACAUGCUGGGUUGGGGGCAUGCAAAAGAGGGCGAUAAAGCGUUGAACUUUGCGGGUGCCUUUGACUUGUUGGGCGUGAACUUCAACCUUGCUUGGACUCCAAAGGGGAUCUUGCAGGUCACCAACAAAACUACGAGGAUCGAAAAGCUAUGCGCUCUUUUGGACAAGGUCAAGAGCGAAGGAGAGAUCACUGCGGCACAGGCCAGUGAGUUGCAGGGUCUUCUUAACUUUGCCAUAGGUUUCUUUUCUGGGAAAGCCCUGAAACACUUGGUAGCAGCCUUCAUGCCCUAUGCUGACCGCGUUAGCCUCUCAAAGUCCGGGGAGCUCCAAGACCUUUGUGCGUAUGCCAAAUCUAUGCUGACUUCUUUGGGCCCGAGGACUCACUCAACCACAGGUGAAAGAAGGCCAAUACUUUUGUUCACGAAUGGUGCUUGGGAAGAUGGCCAAGCAUCUGCAGGUGCCAUUCUGGUUGAUGGAGAUUUUCGCAUUGGGUGCACCAUAACUGUACCCGACGUGCUGGUUGCCCACUGGUUGAAGCAUGCAGGUGAGCAAAUCAUCUCUCAGAUUGAACUUUGGGCCCUCGUAGCAAUCAGAUGGCAUUUCCGUGAGCGACUUGAAAGCCGAAGAUUAAUCUCUUGGAUCGACAACGAAGCUGCAAGAGUUUGUGCAAUAAAGGCGUCGAGCCCGUCGCCAACCAUGAGGGCUCUCACGAGAGUUCUGGCAGACAUGGAAGUGGCAUGGCCAGUUUUUGCUUGGACGGAACGCGUAUGCUCAUUCUCCAAUCCUGGAGAUUUGCCAUCGCGACAUAAACUGAGUGAAGCCAUGCGUCGCUUCAAUGUUUCUGACGGGGGCAUUGUGGACGCCACUGCCGAACUUGCCACAACAAUAGUUGGACUCCAUGAACGACCUUUUAGUGCUGCUCUCCUUUUCCACAGGGGCACAACACCUGAGCACCAAGCACGAAAUGCCAGCUGA